CAGGAAACUGGAAAAAAGAGCAAAAGACAUAAUGGAUGCUCAAAUAGUAAAAGUGGUGAUAUCACUGGAUGCUAAAGAAGUGGACUCACUCAAAGAAGGAGUGAAUUUUAAAAAGAACCCAGAGGAUGGAUACUGCUACAUCAUAUACAAGAACAAUGGUGGCUUUAAAGCAUGUAAGAAUCAGUGCAAACAUCAGGGAGGGCUAUUCGUCAAAGACAUUGAAGACCUGGACGGCAGGACUGUCAAAUGCACCAAACACAACUGGAAGCUAAACGUGUCCACGAUGAAAUAUGUAAACCCACCUGACAGUUUCUUGCAGGAUGAGCUUGAAAUCGAAACCCUGGAGGAUGGGGGCCUUCGGCUGCUGGAGCUGAACCCAGUUGACCCCUGGCUGACUGAUCCUAGAGAGCCUCUGGAGCUUCAUGAAGGAGAAGUGAAAAUAACAUACCUCACCCAUGCCUGCAUGGAGCUGCAGCUUGGACAGAAACGGUUCCUGUUUGACCCUUGGCUGAAGGGUCCUGCUUUUGCCAGAGGCUGGUGGCUUCUCCAUGAGCCUCCAGCAGAUUGCCUGGAUAGACUCUGUACAGCAGACCUCAUCUACAUCAGCCAUAUGCAUUCUGACCACCUCAGUUAUCCUACUUUGAAGGUCUUGUCAGAGAGGAGGCCAAACGUCCCUAUUUAUGUUGGUGCGACCUCCAGACCCGUCUUUUGGUAUUUGGAGCAAAGUCAAGUCAAACUGACCAAUAUUAAUGUCACUCCUUUUGGUGUUUGGCAAAAUGUUGACGAGAACUUGAGAUUCAUGAUUCUGAUGGAUGGUGUCCAUCCUGAAAUGGACACCUGCAUCAUUGUCGACUAUAAGGGUCACAUGAUCCUGAACACUGUGGACUGCACCAGGCCUAAUGGGGGCAAACUACCACAGAAUGUGGACUUGAUGAUGAGUGAUUUUGCUGGGGGGGCAUCUGGAUUCCCCAUGGCCUUUUAUGGGGGGAAAUACACUGAUUCCUGGAAAGCAGAGUUCAUCAAAAACGAAAGGAAAAAGUUACUGAACUACAAAGCUCUGCUGGUCAAAUCCCUGCAGCCCAGGAUCUACUGCCCAUUUGCUGGCUAUUUUGUGGAGGCUCAUCCAUCAGACAAGUACAUUAAGGAUACAAAUGUUAAAAACAGUGCAGAGGACCUCAAUGCCCUGAUCAGUAAGCUUGCACCAGAAGUCAAGACAUGGACACCCAAGCCUGGUGCAGUGCUGGACCUCGGCCUCGCUCUGAAGGAUUCCACUAACAGCGAGUCCAUCACUGAUCCUCCAGCCAAAGCAAAACUCUACAAGGACAACUGGGAGUUUGACCUAUAUGUGGACGAACUGAACGGUGCCAUAAGCAGUGAGAUAUUCAGACAUCAAAGCUGGAUCCAGUUUUAUUACAACUGGGCAGGCUUUAAAAACUACAACCUUGUGGUGCGGGUCAUUGAAACAGACGACAACUUUGAGCCACUCAGUGGAGGCUACAACUAUCUAGUGGACUUUCUGGAUCUGUCGUUCCCCACCACAAGACCUGACAGAGAGCACUACUACGUGGAGAUUAAGAACAGGGUGGGGGUGAUGAGGUACGUGGUGCUGCACGGCUGCCUCUGGGAUGACCUCUACAUCGGCUUCCAGAACCGCAUCAGUCGAGAUCCAGACAUCUACCACCACAAGUUUUGGAACCACUUCCAGACACAGCUACCCAUUCAAAGUCCAGACUGGGACCAGUUUCUGCAGCAGGUGCCUCCCAUCCAGGAAACAAACAUGAAACAGGGAGUGCUGAGCUACUGUGCACUGUUUUAAAUUAG
This is a messenger RNA of Nematolebias whitei (Rio pearlfish), 1821 nucleotides long. RefSeq names its product cytidine monophospho-N-acetylneuraminic acid hydroxylase (gene cmah). NCBI's taxonomy places the organism in Eukaryota, Metazoa, Chordata, Actinopteri, Cyprinodontiformes, Rivulidae. Gene Ontology annotation, molecular function: 2 iron, 2 sulfur cluster binding. The record is from RefSeq and is a predicted model, not a curated record. The transcript is spliced from 15 exons. Bases 32 to 1816 code for a protein of 594 amino acids.